Messenger RNA from Helobdella robusta, 1032 nucleotides. RefSeq lists its product as hypothetical. Gene Ontology annotation, biological process: cellular response to hydrogen peroxide. NCBI's taxonomy places the organism in Eukaryota, Metazoa, Annelida, Clitellata, Rhynchobdellida, Glossiphoniidae. The transcript has a single exon. The record is from RefSeq and is a predicted model, not a curated record. The coding region runs from base 1 to 1032 and encodes 343 amino acids.
AUGGUUGAAUUGAAAGAUGAUAUGAGUUUGAAGUCGCAUCCAACAGAAGCAGAGUCAGAAAAGUUCAAGUCAGAUGACCAAGUGACAAUAAAAAAUGAAUCAGCAAAAAGGAGAGAUGGUGACGACAACGCUGCUGGCAGCAUUGUUCCUAUUGUUAGACAUUCGUCAAGUUUUGAGAAAAUAUCCACUUUGGACUUUGACGUAUUGUCGUUUGUAAACGAACAUUGUUCUAGUCGCUCUUGUCGCUGCAGGAAGUCUCAAAAACGUUCAACAAAAGUUUUUGACGAUUUAUUAGAUAGCAGCAACGUUUUUGGCCCCAGCAGUCCGAAAUUGCUCAAAUUGAAAUCGAACACUGAACUUGCCUCUCCCAAUAAAUUUUCUGAUUUUACAGUAACUGACAAAACAUUAAAGUGUAAAAAACUGUUUGGAGUUUCAAACAAAGUUAUUAAGAGUCAUUCUACAGAAAACACCAAAUCAUCAUUUGACUUGAAGUGGCCAUCAUUAGAAAGCAAGUUCAGGUUGCAAGACUUCAGGAAUCUGGUUAAUGUGGCAUUUAAGAAAGAAGAUAUUAACAGCAUCAACAAUGCCACCAACAUAUUUAAUGGUGUAAAUUUUAAAACAAUACAAUGCAAUGCAAGCAAACAUUUCUUAAAUAAUGAAGGUAAAAAGAAUUAUGUUGGCUGCUCUAAUUUACAAGCAGACAAAAUUAUUGCAGCUUCUCAAUUUCCCACUGCUGAAAAUAGUUUAAACAAAACAUCUUCAUCAUUCGGUACUCACUCUGACAAAAGCUUAUCUUCUAAAUUACUAGACAGCUUACAGCAGCAGCAACAACAGCCACCUGAACAAGCACAACAACAACCGCUUCAACUAUUAUCUUCAUGUUCUCAGGAAGCAUUUUCAGUGAACGUGGCAAACACAUUGCCAGGCAAGGAUGAGGAUGAUUGGACCAUGGAGGAGUUAUCUUGCUACUUUGAUGACCUCUGCCACAUACCAAAAAAUAUGUCCGAAAUGGCAAAAAUGAUGUACGCCUAA